UGCCAUCUCUUUCAUUUGCGUCUUAUUUGGCACCGUAUUUUUUGUUGAAAAAAUUUAUGAAAAAUGGAAUUCUACGCCCAUGUUGGUGAGCAUAAAUCCAAAAUUUACUGAAAUCACAAGUGAACCGUUUCCUGCGUCACCAUUUGCAAUCUCAAUCAGGCUUACAGAGCAAAGGCGGAACGAUUUUCGGUCAACUCGCUGAAUUAUACCAUCAUACAAAUGAUCUGUAAUCGUGAGGUCAACGUUAGUGUUGCUGCAGAAAUUACGGAUUGGAGUAAUUUGAAGGAAUUCAUUUUUGAUAUUUCUCAACCUUGCUCUAAUAUGAUAUUGCGAUGCAAUUUUGGAGGAAAAGUGUUUAAUUGCACUGAAAUAUUUCGACCAAUCAUUACGGACAAUGGACUUUGUUGCACCUUCAAUAUGGUGGAUCCCAAAUUUAUGUACCGAGAAUCAAUUAAUAAAUCAUUGCUUGCCAACAAUUAUCAUUACCCAAAGGGUUAUGAGCCUGUCGAUUGGAGUGCAGAAGCCGGCUAUCUAGCAAAUUUACCGGAAAAUUUUAUACCAAUGAAAACUGUUGGCAUUGGCGAGAGUCUGGGAUUGAGCUUGACACUAGAUGUUGAAAGCGAACAGUAUUACUGCUCUUCCUCGGAUAGUGUGGGUUUCAAAAUUCUACUACACAAUCCACUCGAAGUACCAAAUAUGCGAGAAAUUGGACUUUUACUGUCGCCGGGACGCGAAACGACAGUUCGCAUACAAACUGAGAAAGUCGAAUCGGACAGAUAUGUACGCUAUAUAAGUAAGAAUUCACGAAGAUGCUUGUUUGAAAAUGAGAUGCAUUUGGACUUCUAUAAUGAGUACACACAACGUAAUUGUGUUGUGGAAUGCAGUGCCGAUACUCUGUUGGCCCAUUGCGGUUGUCUGCCAUAUUUUAAACCAAUGCGGUAUGGUAAUGAAACCAUUUGUGACAUACGUGAUACGGCUUGUGUUGAGCGUGUUCGUUUGCUGACGAUGUUAAUCAAUAAAUCAGGAAAAGGCUGUGCUGCCGAAUGUCCGUCAUCUUGUAACGAUCUCUCUUAUUUGCCAACGUUUUUCUCGGCACCACUUAUACAUGCGGGAUUUCAAAUUGACAAUCAAAUGGUUAAAAAUAUUAGCAGCGAAUAUGUGCAGAAAAAUAUUGCUAUGGUGAAAAUCUACUUCAAAGAUUACGCUUACAGGAGUGAGAAAAAUAUGGAUUUUAUUGGUGUAACGGAUUUUUUGUCAAAUAUUGGCGGCAUAAUUGGACUCUUUUUUGGCUUCAGUUUCAUUUCAUUAGCCGAACUGGUUUUCUAUGCUAUUUUGCGGCCCAUUCGUAUGCUUAUUGUGAGCCAGACAUAUCGAUUUACUAGAUCAGUGAAAUUGCGAAGAAUGAAAUCAGUACGGCCUUUAUUUGAAAAACAAUCAAUUGGAGUUUUGCAACAAAGUAAUUUCUACGUACAAAAUGCUCUUAAAAGGGGGAGAGCUUGUCAGGUGGCGGCUUCAAGGGAGCAUUUGCUAGGAUAUGAAGCUAACAAAUCGAAUGUUGCAUGGCAGCCGGGCAUGGAGUACACUCCUUGA
Molecule: messenger RNA, 1590 nt
Organism: Rhagoletis zephyria (snowberry fruit fly)
Lineage: Eukaryota; Metazoa; Arthropoda; Insecta; Diptera; Tephritidae
Product: pickpocket protein 28-like
Biological process (GO): sodium ion transmembrane transport
Cellular component (GO): plasma membrane
Molecular function (GO): ligand-gated sodium channel activity
Source: RefSeq, a predicted model, not a curated record